Molecule: messenger RNA, 4452 nt
Organism: Myiozetetes cayanensis
Lineage: Eukaryota; Metazoa; Chordata; Aves; Passeriformes; Tyrannidae
Gene: CNTN2
Product: contactin 2
Exons: 23
Coding region: 198-3308 (1036 amino acids)
Biological process (GO): brain development; cell-cell adhesion
Molecular function (GO): cell-cell adhesion mediator activity
Source: RefSeq, a predicted model, not a curated record
GAGCACAUCCUAAUGCAGAGAUGCUGCAGUGGCUCUGGGCACACACAUCCCCACUCGGGCAGCCACCAGCCGAGCGCUGCCUCGCAGCCGAGCCCCCCGGCAGCGCCGAGGCCCCGCAGCCCCCCGGCCCAUGCCCAGGCGGCCGCCCCGCACAAGGGCCGUCCCCGUAGAGGCUCCAGGCCUUGAGCCGGCACAGGAUGGGAGGCACCGGCGGGUUUGUCCACACGUCCCUGGCUGUCAGCACCUUCCUGGUCUGGUGCCAAGCCCAGAGCGGCACGAGGAGCUACGGGCCGGUGUUCGAGGAGCAGCCUUCCCACACCCUCUUCCCUGAAGGCUCAGCAGAGGAGAAGGUCACUCUGACCUGCCGAGCACGAGCCAACCCUCCCGCGACCUACAGGUGGAAGAUGAACGGCACAGACAUAGAGGUGGAGCCAGACUCCCGUUACAGGCUGGUUGCAGGGGACCUGGUGAUCAGCAACCCCGUGAAAGCCAAGGAUGCUGGAUCCUACCAGUGCCUGGCAUCCAACUCCAGAGGCACCGUGGUCAGCAGGGAGGCCUCCCUCCGCUUUGGCUUUCUGCAGGAAUUCUCGGCCGAGGAGCGGGACCCCGUGAAGAUCACCGAGGGCUGGGGGGUGAUGUUCGCCUGCAGCCCUCCCCCCCACUACCCAGGUUUAUCCUACCGGUGGCUCCUGAACGAGUUCCCCAAUUUCAUCCCGGCUGAUGGGAGACGUUUCGUCUCCCAGACCACAGGGAACCUCUACAUCGCCAAGACAGAGGCCUCUGACCUGGGCAACUACUCCUGCUUUGCCACCAGCCACAUCGACUUCAUCACCAAGAGCGUCUUCAGCAAGUUCUCCCGGCUCAGCCUCGCGGCAGAGGAUGCCCGGCAGUUCGCCCCCAGCAUCAAGGCCAGGUUCCCUGCAGACACCUACGCCCUGGCAGGGCAGGUGGUGACUCUGGAGUGCUUUGCCUUUGGAAACCCUGUUCCCCGGAUAAAGUGGAGGAAGCUGGAUGGCUCCCAGUCCUCCAAGUGGAUUGGCAGCGAGCCCCUCCUGCAGAUCCAGGACGUUGGCUUCGAGGAUGAGGGCACCUACGAGUGCGAGGCCGAGAACAUCAAAGGCAGGGACACCCACCAGGGCCGCAUCAUCAUCCAAGCCCAGCCCGAGUGGCUGAAGGUGAUGACGGACACCGAGGCCGACAUCGGCUCCGACCUGCGCUGGAGCUGCGCGGCCGCCGGCAAACCCCGGCCCACGGUCAGGUGGCUCCGGGACGGGCAGCCCCUGACCUCCCAGAACCGCAUCGAAGUGAGCGGUGGAGAGCUGAGAUUUUCCAAGCUAGUCCUGGAGGACUCUGGCAUGUAUCAGUGUGUGGCUGAGAACAAGCAUGGCACAGUUUAUGCAAGCGCUGAAUUAACAGUGCAAGCCUUAGCUCCAGAUUUUAGACUAAACCCAGUGAAGCGGCUGAUCCCGGCAGCCCGGAGUGGGAAGGUCAUCAUCCCCUGCCAGCCACGGGCAGCACCCAAAGCCACUGUGCUCUGGACCAAGGGGACUGAACUUCUGGUCAACAGCAGCAGGGUGACUAUUACUGCAGAUGGCACCUUGAUCCUCCAGAACAUCAGCAAAUCUGAUGAGGGAAAAUACACCUGCUUUGCUGAGAAUUUCAUGGGCAAAGCCAACAGCACUGGAAUCCUCUCUGUUCGAGAUGCCACCAAAAUCACACUGGCACCGUCCAGUGCUGACAUCAACGUGGGGGAGAACCUGACCCUGCAGUGCCACGCGUCCCACGACCCCACCAUGGACCUCACCUUCACCUGGGCCCUGGACGAUUUCCCCAUCGACUUCGACAAGUCCGAGGGGCACUACCGGCGAGCCAGCGUGAAGGAAACCAUCGGGGACCUGAGCAUCUCCAACGCGCAGCUGAAGCACUCGGGGCGUUACACGUGCACAGCCCAGACCGUGGUGGACAGCGCCUCGGAGUCAGCCACGCUCACCGUCAGGGGGCCCCCAGGCCCCCCCGGGGGGGUGGUGGUGAGAGACAUCAGUGACACCAGCGUCCAGCUGAGCUGGAGCCGUGGCUUUGACAACCACAGCCCCAUUGCCAGGUACCUCAUCGAGGCCAGGACCCUCCUCUCCAGCAAGUGGAAGCAGAUGAGGACCAAUCCUGUAAACAUUGAAGGCAAUGCAGAGACAGCCCAGGUGGUGAACCUCAUCCCUUGGAUGGAUUACGAGUUUCGGGUCUUGGCCAGUAACAUCCUGGGAGUGGGGGAGCCGAGUUUACCCUCCAGCAAAAUCCGCACCAAGGAAGCAGCACCUACUGUGGCACCAUCUGGGCUCGGCGGCGGUGGAGGGGCUCCCAACGAGCUCAUCAUCAACUGGACGCCGACUCUGAGGGACUACCAGAACGGGGAUGGGUUUGGGUACAUCGUGUCCUUCCGGAGGAAGGGCUCCCAGGACUGGCUGAUGGCGCGGGUGCCUCACGCCGAGUCGCUGCACUACGUGUACCGCAACGAGAGCAUCGCGCCCUACACCCCCUUCGAGGUGAAGAUCAAGGCCUACAACAGGAAGGGAGAGGGGCCUGAGAGCCUCACUGCCAUCGUGUACUCGGCUGAGGAAGAACCCAAAGUGGCUCCUUACAGAGUUGUGGCCAAGUCCGUUCUGUCCUCGGAAAUGGAUGUGUCCUGGGAGCCCGUGGAGCAGGGGGAUGUGGCUGGAGUGCUUUUGGGCUAUGAGAUCCGGUACUGGAAGGACGGGGACAAGGAGGAGGCAGCUGACAGGGUGAGGACAGCAGGGCUGGUCACAUCUGCCCACGUGACAGGGCUGAACCCCAACACCAACUACCACGUGUCGGUCCGAGCCUACAACCGGGCUGGGACCGGCCCGCCCAGCGCCUCCACCAACGUCACCACCACCCGACCACCACCAAAAAGGCCACCUGGCAACAUCUCCUGGACUUUUUCCGGGUCCACAGUCACCAUCAAGUGGGACCCGGUGGUGGCGAGGGCGGAUGAGUCGGCAGUGACGGGGUACAAGAUGCUUUACAGGCAGGAUUCCCACUCUGCCCCCACCCUGUACCUGGCCAGCAAGAGCCGGAUCGACAUCCCGGUGCCCGAGGAUUUCACCCACGCCUUCGUGCAGAUCCGGGUGACGGGGCCGGGCGGCGACGGAACCCCGGCAGAGGUUCACAUCCUGCGGAACAGUGGGACGAGUAUGAUGGUGGAAGACUCUGUGGCCAGGCCAGCGCCCCACGUCAUGGUGAUCACCACCCACUCCCUGCUGAUGGUGGCCCUGAUCCGCUCCCUGGAGCUCUGACCGAGGCCACCCACGGGACUCGGGACACGAUUUACCCCCACCCCGAGCCGGGGGGGAACCACAACACUUGGCUGCUGCAACCCCCACUUCAUACCAGAGCAGCACCACAGCGAGAGGAUUUGGCAGAGGAGGAGGAGGAGGAAAGAAACAGCUUUUUGGUUUUUUUUUUGCUUUGGAGGAACGUGAGGUUUUCGUACGAGACGCGGCUCUUUAACCGAUUAAACUUUUUUUUUUAAAGAAAGGAGUAAAAGGAAGAAUUCCCCGGGAAUUCUGCAGCCAACUGCCCCUCCCCACCCCCCAUCCCCACGGUACCCAGUAGGUUUUCUGCCUUAUGAAGCCAUGUAUGAAAUAACCAGACUGCUAAAUUGGACUUUUUUUUUUUUAAACUCUGUACAGUGAAUUUUUUUGGGGAGGGAGGGGAGGGACAGGGAGGACAGGGAUUGAGAGUUUGGUGAGCACAUUCCACACCAGCCCCAUCCACCUCUGAGGAGUUAUGGGACAGGAUUUACUCCUCCUUCCCCGUAACAUGAGCCAGAUUCUGCAGCAACCAGCCCAAGGAGCUAAAGCCACAGGAGGAUUGAUCUCUGCCCCAGCCUGGGGUUUGUCUCAGCUGCUCUGAGGUGCAACUUCAGCGUUCCCCACAUCCCACGUGCUUUUCUGGGGUGGUUUCGUUAACCCUGUUUGCUUCUUUCCUCCCUGUCUGGGGAGCAGGGAAAAGGAGAUGUUUUUCUAGGGGAAAAAAAAAAAAAGUAGUUCUGCUUAAAAAAUGGAGGUGUCAAUAAAUCCCAGUUCAAUAGAGGGGCUUGAAGGAGGAAGGAAAAAAAAAAUUACAUAAUUAAAACAAGAAGUGGAGACUUGAGGAAGCCACCACUGGGACAAGAAGGAAGAGUCUGGACUCAGAUUCAUCUCCCUGCACACAGAGUUCAGCCAGCCAGGCCCAGCCUGGGGCUGCAGGACUGAGAUCCAGCCCAAGAGGUUGCUCUGGUGUUCAGGCUCAGCAGCUGCUGCACAUCCCAAAGCACAGGGAAGCUGAGGGGGCACCUUUAGCUGGGAACAGAUGGGAUGCCCCACUCACUGAACUGGCUGGGAAUGGAUGCUCCUGCUGAAAUCUCUGCCUCCCAGUAAAGCAGAUGACCAAAGUUAA